Papaver somniferum (opium poppy) is the source of this 1865-nucleotide messenger RNA. RefSeq lists its product as uncharacterized. Bases 215 to 1525 code for a protein of 436 amino acids. Gene Ontology annotation, biological process: regulation of DNA repair. The transcript has 9 exons. Lineage: Eukaryota; Viridiplantae; Streptophyta; Magnoliopsida; Ranunculales; Papaveraceae. The record is from RefSeq and is a predicted model, not a curated record.
GUCUGGUAGAGUUUAUGCGUGUGCGACGCUGCCUGUGCUUCAGGCCUUGAGCCUUCAGGGGCGGCGUAUAUGCGUGUGGAGGCUAUUUAUGUUACCUCUCUUUCUUUUUUCGGUUGGAAAGCGGAAACAAAUCCACAGUCAAGCAUGAAAGUCAAGAUACAACCCUAGUUUCAGAACAAACUCUAAGCUUUCCCGCUCGAUUUAGGGUUUGAAAAUGCAAUCCUUCCCUAAAAAUGUCAACUUUGGUGGGAAUAUCGGCUUAAGAAUCUCAAACCAGUUUCUCCCUAGAUUUCUUCAGACAAACUGGGUUAGGAAAGGCAGUUUAAUCCAGCGUUCUGCAGACUACUCAUCAUCUGGUCCGGAAAGAUAUAUUCCGAAGAUAAACCCCAAAUUUGAAGAAAGAAAAGCUCUGCAUGAGCAAAAAUUAUUGAGAAGAAAACUGGAGGAGAUAUCUCAAGAUGGGGUUCCUUAUAAUUUUAAGCCUAGAACUGUCAAACUGAAUAAUGGAAACGUAGAGGAAAACAUGGAGAACAAGAAUUUUGAUAGCAAGGGUUUUAGGAGAUUAUUGAAUUUUGAAGAGACAUCACAAAAUGGGGUAUCCUCUGAUUCCAAGGCUCAAACUGUAAAAGCGAACAUGAAAUCCGGAGAUAUCGAGGAAAAUUUGGAGAAAAGAAAAUUCGAUAAUAAGGUUUUGGAGAGAAAUCCCACUUCUGAUGAGAUACCACUAAAUGGGGGUUCGGAUCAUUCCAAAGUCAAACCGAGUGAUCCUGGAAAUGUCGAAGAAUUCUCAGAGAAAAUGAAAUUUAAUAACAAAGUCUUUGAAAGCAAACAGAAUUUAGAUGAGAAAUCACCAAAGGGGAUUUCCUAUGAUUCCAAGGCUAAUGCUGUCAAACCAAGCAGUAUAUUUGAAGAAGCUGAGGAAUUCUUGGACCUGGAAGAGGAAGAACACAUUGAUGAUCCUGAAAUUUUAGAUGAAAAUGGAAAUGGUCAAGGAGAUGCGAAAAAACAUAGUAGAGACAUACAAGAUGCCGCAAAAGUUGCAAUUAAAGCACUUGCCAGAAGAGCAUGCACUGCACACGAGUUACGAAAGAAACUACUUGCGAAGGGGUUUUCUCCCUAUGUAAUUCAAAGUGUGUUAACUGAUUUUUACAUCAGGGGGUUUGUUAAUGAUGAUUUAUAUGCUGAAGCAUUUGCUCGGUCUAAAUGGUCUUCUUCAACUUGGGGACCUAGACGGAUCAAACAAACACUGCAUGAAAAAGGGGUGAGUGAUGCAGUUGCAGCGAAGGCAAUGAAACAUGUUUUUGAGGAUGACGAUUCUGGUGAAGAGAUGGUGUCUAGCCUUGGAAUGUCUAAGUCAUCAGUGAAUCAUCUUUUUGUCCAAUCUUCAAAACAGUGGAUGCGUAGUCAGGAUGUUCCGCUUGACAAGCGGAAGGCAAGAAUGACCAGGUGGUUACAAUACCGUGGUUUCGGCUGGGGUGUUAUCAAAUUCAUCUUAGGCAAGCUGGAGUCUCAAAACACGCACUAGGGCAUGCAGUUGCUUGAAUGUAAGGACAACCCUUUCGGUAAGUGGCCAUGCGAAUGUUUGAAAGAGUUUUAUUGAUUGACAAGAGAUGCGACCUAGUGAUUCCAUGUUAGCAAUUGAGUAAGUCUAAUCAGUCUUUACCCUGUAUUAUAGUUCUUACUUUAAUUGCAAGCUAACCCAGACCCAGGAUAUGAAUGGAAAAGUUCUACAUAGUUGUGAUCCAUGAUACCUUAAUGGAACAUAUCACUGUUACUUUGUAUGUAUAUGAAAAUCACUGCAUACCAGAUUCUCAUCUAACAUCAGAAUGAAUCCGACAGUUUGUCAGCUAAUACCAAUAUAUCUU